This is a messenger RNA of Vicugna pacos (alpaca), 1958 nucleotides long. NCBI's taxonomy places the organism in Eukaryota, Metazoa, Chordata, Mammalia, Artiodactyla, Camelidae. The record is from RefSeq and is a predicted model, not a curated record.
UCAGGCUGGAAAGGAGGGGGCCUCCCAGUGGACCACUGGGAGUUGUUCCACAGAAUCUGAACUACAGGUGCAGAAAAGAUGUGCUUGCAAAUGUCCUCGUCCUUUACUGUGCUCUUGGGCCAGGACGAGCACCUGGAGCAGGAGCCAUGCUGCUGUGCUCUUUGGCCUUUGUCCUCAUCUUGGUGAUGGCUUCUGGCCUCGAGUGCGAGGUGAAGGAGGUCUGUAGCGGGAGCCCGGGCAUCCCCGGCACUCCUGGAUCCCACGGCCUGCCAGGAAGGGACGGGAGAGACGGUAUCAAAGGAGACCCCGGACCUCCAGGCCCCACGGGCCCCCCUGGAGGAACACCAGGCCUCCCCGGGCGUGAUGGGAUGAUUGGAGCCCCUGGCCCUGCUGGAGAGCGUGGAGAGAAGGGAGCGCCUGGUGAGAGGGGCCCCCCAGGGUUUCCAGCUUAUCUAGAUGAGGAAUUCCAAAGCACUCUCCAUGACUUCAGACAUCAAAUCCUGCAGGCAAUGGGCGUCCUCAGUUUGCAGGGGUCCAUGCUGGCAGUGGGAGAGAAAGUCUUUUCCACCAAUGGGCAGUCGGUCAACUUUGAUGACAUUAGAGAGCUGUGUGCCAGAGUAGGUGGGCACAUUGCUGUCCCGAGGAGUCCAGAGGAGAAUGAGGCCAUCGCAAGCAUCGUGAAGAAGCACAACACUUAUGCUUACCUGGGCCUGGCUGAGGGCCCCACCCCAGGAGACUUCCACUACCUGGACGGAGCCCCUGUGAAUUACACUAAAUGGUACCCAGGGGAGCCCAGGGGGCGGGGCAAAGAGAAGUGUGUGGAGAUGUACACAGAUGGACAGUGGAAUGACAAGAACUGCCAGCAGUACCGACUGGCCAUCUGCGAGUUUUGAGCAGGCGACAAGGCCACAGGGUAGAGGGUCCUGCCUGGCCUGUCAGCCUUCCUCCUGAGGAUCCAUCUGAUCUUUGAGUUGCUGUAACUCCUUUGUGGCUCUCCGAGUUGGAGGCAUUCUUGGCCACUCCACUUCCCUGUGGGCUCUGGGUCCUCCCCUACGAUCAUUAAUCAGCCCAACGCUCUGACUCUCCCCCAAGCCCCUUCUUGGCACUGCGCUCGAGUCAGCUGCUCUAACUCAGCCCUUUGGCAAGAGGUGGAGGCUUCUUUGUCUUUUUGUCUAAUUCCUUCAUUUCUAGAUGGCAGCAGUGAGGUCCUGGAAUGGAAGUGUCUUCCUAAAUCACACAGAGGGUUCCUGCUUGCAGGCCCCCUCUACUCUUUCUCUGCAGCCCACUGCCUGCCCAGCCUGAUCAAGAGUUCAAAGUUCUGAUCAAGCAUGUUGAGAGACGGGUGGACUUCUGGGAAAUUCCACAUGUGUGGCGCUAAGGAUACAUUUGGAAUUAUCUGGCAGCAUGGGGGCACAUCUGGUCAGGCUCUCCAUGAGGUCUGAGGGUCAGAUGGUGCCCCAGCCUGGUGGAGGCCAGCCCACCCCUAGUGAUUGGCAUGUAUUUUCCACUUCCUUGAGUGUUGCGGUGCCAGCUCAACUCCCCAAACAUAAAGCAGCCAGCCUACACAUCUAGGGAAGAUCGCAUCCCCCACCUCAGAUGUUACCCAUGAGCGUCUCCCCGCCACUUCAGACCCCAGUGAGGUGUUCACACCACUCACCACUCCACUAUUUAUUGAACAUACUAUAUAACCAAACACCUUGAUAAGCAAUUCUAAUGUAUCUUAUAAAAUAUUACUUAAUCUUCACACAGUACCGUGGGAUGAGCAUUAUUUCCUCCAAUUUUUAUAUGAGGACACUGAACUCAGAGAAUUUAAAUGUUCUGAGUUUUAUGACAUGGAGCAAGGAGCAGAGGCUGGUUUCAAACCCAUCUACCUGGACCUGAAGCUUGUGCUCAUAACCACCCCACCCUCUCACUGCACAGAGAUGAUUUAAGUGUAAUAAAUGAGUGUGUUAACAUGA